AUGGUUACGGGAACAUCAAUAAAAUUGAGCGAGAAAGCUCUAGAAUUGACACAGCAAUUUCCAAAUUUUCUGUUCUCUACAGCAGGUAUUCAUCCUCAUGAUGCCAAAGAAUUUGAUGAUCAUACAAUAUGUAAGCUAAAAAAACUAUGCAGUGAACCUGGUUGUGUAGCAGUAGGUGAAUGUGGUCUCGAUUUUAAUCGAAAUUUUUCACCACAAGACCAGCAAAAGUUUGUCUUCGAGGAACAGCUUCGAUUAGCAUGUGACUUGAAGAAAGCAUUAUUUAUUCAUGAAAGGGAUGCACAUCAGGAUAUGAUUGCUAUGUUGACCAGGUAUAAGGAGCAUUUACCUCCAGUGGUUAUACAUUGCUUCACGGGUAAAGCUUCAGAAGCUGAAACGUAUAUCAAAAUGGGCUGCUACAUUGGAUUAACUGGUUUUUUGUGGAAAGAUCGGAGUGAUAAUGGAAUAAAGUACGCGUUGCGUAAUUACAAAAUACCGCUAGAAAGGGUUCUUUUGGAAACUGAUGCACCUUUUAUGUAUUCCAAAAUUGAUGACAAGAGGAUUCCAGCUGAAAUUCGCAAUCGUAUCACAAAUGAAGCAAGAAGUUUUCAUAAAUUUACAUCAUUCAACAGAAAUGAGCCAUGUGCUUUAGCAGCUAUUUGUGAGCUUAUCGCAGCUUACAUGAAUGAAGAUCCGAUGAAAGUAGCUAAUAUUACCACUGCAAAUGCUAAGCAUAUAUAUGGUCUAGAAUAA
This is a messenger RNA of Acanthocheilonema viteae, 750 nucleotides long. Lineage: Eukaryota; Metazoa; Nematoda; Chromadorea; Rhabditida; Onchocercidae. The record is from the annotation of a GenBank genome assembly.